UCCGGUGUUGUUAUGAAAAAAAAUGACAGUUGAAAAAAAGCUGGUAAAAGUAAUAAAUGACCUAAUUUAUAUAUCUUGAAUUCAUUUAUUAAGAAUGCAAAACUCAUAAUAGCUUAAGGUGACGAAAAGUAAAACGAAGAGCAGAUGUUCUGAAUAAUCAGCUGCUUAAAUGUCAGAGAUCAAGACUAUUUCUUAACUCUGAAGUUCCAUGGAAAAGUUAUAGAUAACCAGAAGCAUGAUAAAGGAACAGACAGCAAAGGAGCAAUCAGAUAAAAUACUAGUAAACCAGUGUCAAAUUGAAGAAGAACCAAUGGAAGUGGAUGAAAUUGUAGAAUGUGUUAUUUGCAUGGACAUUGUGCAGAAUAAGAAGACCUUAGAAAAAUGUUCUCACGAAUUUUGUAAAGACUGUAUUGAAAUCCAGUUUAAGUACAGGCCUCAGUGUCCUAUAUGCUUUACUGCCUAUGGGAAAAUCACAGGAACUCAACCAGAUGGACACAUGGAAAUAAAUCGAGACAAACGCCAAAAGCUUCCUGGCUUUGUAGAGAAAGGACUCAUACGUGUGUACUACUCCUUUUCUGAUGGAACACAAGGGUCUGAACACCCAAACCCAGGACAAAGAUAUUAUGGAACAAAUCGAACAGGUUAUCUUCCUGACAAUGAAAAGGGUCGCAUAGUAGCGAGACUAUUACGAGUGGCAUUUAACAGGAAAUUAGUAUUUACAGUAGGACGCUCCAGAACAACAGGGGUGGAUAACUGUGUUACGUGGAAUGACAUUCAUCAUAAAACUUCCAUAUCAGGAGGCCCAGAAAACUUUGGUUACCCGGACCCCACAUUCCUUGACCGAGUGCUGGAGGAAUUGGCUGCCAAGGGAGUAACACAGGACGAUCUCGUGGAGGUGUCCGAAGACAUCAUCAAAUGAACAAUGUCAUAUGUCAUCGUUUAUGUCUAUGCACUGGUUGAAUGGAAACUAAUCAUAUGCUAAAACUGAACUUUAUUGUGGCAUGGUUGGAAACAAAUGAGUUUGUGGGUUCUUAACAUAGAAUUUAUAGGUUUUAACACUAAUCACUUUUUAAAACAAAUUGUAAAAUAAUUUUUUUUAUUUUUUUUUGUGGGGGGGGGGGGGGGGGGGUGGUAGGGGGAGGUUGAGGGAAGGACAAUAUCAAUGACUGUUUUGUAUUGAUAAAAAACCUUCAUUUUUCCCAACUUCUUUUUUCAGAUAAAAAAUAAAAAGUGUUUGGAAAAUAUAGAAGUAUAUUACAUGUUGUUAAUAGUUGAAAUAAGGGUGCACAAAUAAAUUAAAAGGUAGGAAGGGAAAAGAGGAAAUAGUUGCUACUUGCCAGUACAUAUGAUACAUGUAAACGUAUAUUUGUAGAUCCUAAUUAAAAGUCAGGUUUAAAUAUAUAUGUAUUGUGACAUGACAUUUAAGAACCCCCCCCCCCAAAAAAAAAGAGAGAGACAGGAAAAACAUUUACAGUCAAUCAUAUUUAAUGAAUAUUUAUGAAUUUUUCACAUACAGCUGUACAUAUUAAUUUUGUUUCUCGAAUGUAAGAAAAUUUGUUUGAUGUGUUUUUUAAAUGGAUAUACUGCGGAAUUUGUUGAGUUACAGUAUUAUUUUUUACUGGUCAAUAAUUGGAUUUUUCACGAAUUUUAAUGUUUAGAGAUUGUUGAGAUAUGAAAGGACCACACCACUUUUCUUUAGCUUAUAAUUUAAUUGUUUUUGUUUGUCAGUCACAAUUUGGUUGGUGUUCUAUGGAAGUAAAAACCAUAUAUCAAAUUUAAACUUCCCUGACUGAAAAAAACACCCUAGUGUGUCAAGUGGAUAAAUAUGAAAAUUUCACAUACGCAUAUACAUAUUAUAUGUAAUAAUGUUGAUUGGCUUGCAUAUCCAUCAGAAAAAUGUUACAAAAAUGAAAAUGUAAUUUUACACUGUGUACUUAAAAAAUGCAAAGUUAACUCAUGGAUUUAAUUUAGAUUUAGGUUUGUAAAACUGCAGAACAGUAGGUUCAUUGAAAUUCAUUCUGCCAAGUAGGGUUGAUUAGAUUUUAUGGAGAUUGAAUACAUGUAACUUCAUAAGAUUUUGUUCAGACUAUCAUUUUUUUGAACAAUUUUUGAACAAUUAAAAUCAUUCUUGCUUUGGUUGAUUAAUAAUUAUAACAAUGUUCGUAAAAUAUAACCAAAUAAAGUAUUUCAAUUUUAUUUUUAUUAAGAAUAUACCGGUAUUCUGUCAUGUAAUUUAGAUUAAUUUUCAUUCAUCAAAGAAUAAAUUACUACUAUUCUGUUUGCUUAUUGGUCAAUAUUUUGCAUUUAUAACAUCUUCCAGUGCCAUCUUAUGCUGUUGGCCUUGAUCAGUUGAAAUAUAGUGUGUUUUUUUCCAAAAUGAAUUUAUAUUUACUGAAAAAUCAAUUUAAUAUAUAAUUUAAAAUAACUGAAAGAUAUUUGAAGUACCGGUAUAAGUAGUUACAUGUAUAUGAAAAUUCAACACUCUGCUCCUAUUUAUCAAAAGAUGCGGCAGUAAGCGUUAACUUUGUGUUUUUUGUGAAUGUACGGCUAGCUUAAUAUGACUAAAAGUACAUGUUCUAAUUGUCAAAAAGUUUUUAUAUGUAAUUGUUUAUUUUCAAAAUGUUUUACAAUAAAUGUUGAUGCAUGAUA
This is a messenger RNA of Magallana angulata, 2649 nucleotides long. RefSeq names its product probable E3 ubiquitin-protein ligase DTX3. The coding region runs from base 236 to 919 and encodes 227 amino acids. Gene Ontology annotation, biological process: protein ubiquitination; Notch signaling pathway. The record is from RefSeq and is a predicted model, not a curated record. The transcript has 5 exons. NCBI's taxonomy places the organism in Eukaryota, Metazoa, Mollusca, Bivalvia, Ostreida, Ostreidae.